Porites lobata is the source of this 1221-nucleotide messenger RNA. Lineage: Eukaryota; Metazoa; Cnidaria; Anthozoa; Scleractinia; Poritidae. The record is from the annotation of a GenBank genome assembly.
GCUGCAGUCAUCAGCGGUGCUCAACUUGGCUUGGGCAUUCUCACAACAAUUUUAAACACCCUUGGUAGCAUAAGCCGCAAGGUCGCUAUUGGUGUUGAUAACGAAAGUGGAUAUAAAUGGAGAGCAGUCAACAUAUAUUUUUAUUCAGGGACGUCAGAUCGUGUUUUGCCUCGUGAUGUUUCUUCGGGUAAAAUUAAUAUUAAUAACAUAAAAGUUUAAGAUCCUUUCUUUUAGUAAUGACACUGAGUCCCGUAUGCAGGAUGGUGUCAUUAGCUUGUUUGUUUUAUUUUCCCAACGUUCUUCGGGGAAUUUGUCUUUUAUAUAAUUAUGCAUACAUCCUGACAUGUGGGUGCAUGUGCAAAAGACGACAUUGAAAGAAACAGUUCUCUGGGGUACCAUCACUGGGUCUGAAAUGGGAAAACAAAACAUGCAAGCUAAAAAGGUCUGAUCUAUUACUAUAGAAUCCAUUAUGGUUUUCUUGUCAUAUUUUAAUUUUCUAGUUAAUCUCUGCGAAGAGUUUAACCUGCAAUCGGGCGGUCCUUCUUUCCUUUUUGUUUUGGGGGCCUGAUCGCAGGUUAUGCGAGGUUUGAAAAAUAAAAGCCAUCGUUUGUCCAAGAAAGCAAAACCCUGAGUGAUUCUCGGGUAGUAGUAGUAGUAGUUAAAUGAGCUCAUCGUGCAAAGGGCCUAUUACUGUAGGAAACCAAGGGCGAACUCAGCGACCACUUACCCUAAAGAGUAAAGAAACUGUAUCAGAGGAUUUGCCCAUUCUUGAAAUUUGGCUGACAACAGGUUUAUGUUUUGCUUUGUCAGAACGGCAAAAUGACUUGAAGGGUUGAAAGAGCUUCUUAAACCAACUGAAAAGUAGUAUUCUGAGUGUGUGAUGCUCAGAAUGAGCAUCCCUUUGCGUGUAAUAUUUGGGGAAAAGAUAAGCAAUCACUAACCUGACACAAAUAAAAUUUCUGGGUGCCAAUAAAGGAGGACAUUUUAAUGAUCUGACACAUUCUUCGUGAAUUUUUUUUUGGGUACAUGCCUCUAUUCUGUGAUGCUUGUUUGCCAUGGAUUAUUGUGACGAAUGAUCAUGUUUAUGAUUUUUGUUUAAAUUGCUAAUUUGUUUGCUUAUUUCCAGGCUCAGCUUUGCUUUACGGCGCACGAAAAACUGCAGGGCCCGUUGCGAGAGGUGCAGUAGGAGGCACUAACAUACUACAUCCCAGACAUCGAUAA